This is a messenger RNA of Meloidogyne enterolobii, 657 nucleotides long. The record is from the annotation of a GenBank genome assembly. Lineage: Eukaryota; Metazoa; Nematoda; Chromadorea; Rhabditida; Meloidogynidae.
AAAAUGAAUACUGUUGAAGGACCUCCAAUUCCUUUCAACUUUCCAAUCCCUGGAGGUCUACAAACUGGAUCGGAAAUAAUUUUUCAUGGAGCUACAUACAAUGGAGAACGAAAACGUUUUCAUAUUAAUUUAUUGGGUGAAGGGGACAAUGUUGUUUUACAUUUCAAUCCUCGAUUUAAAUUUCUUGAAGAUACAAUUGUUUUAAAUAGCAAAACAUAUGCUGGUUGGGGUACAGAGGAUAGACAUCGAAAUCGUUUAAGUCUUGGAGAUAGUUUUCGUAUUCGUUUGGUUUGCCAUCAUUCUCAUUUUCUUAUUCAAGUAAAUGAUAAAGAAGUGGCUAAUUAUGAGCAUAGACUUAGUCCUUCAAUGGUUAGAGGACUUGAAGUAGAUGGUGAUAUUUCUCUUCAGCGUGUUCAGAUGAUUAACUUUCCACGACCACCAAACCCAAACCCACAAUAUCCAUAUCCUUCACCAUAUCCACAACCACAAUAUCCACCACCAGCAGCUCCAUACGAUCCAUUAAUGAGUACAAGUAAUCCAAUGCCUACAAAUAUGCCCCCAAUGCCACCAAAUGCUGGAUGGAAUCCACAACAAAGUUCUCCAUAUCCAAACCAACAGAAUUUGAGCCCUUAUCCAAAUAAUAAUGUAAAAUUUUAA